Desarmillaria tabescens is the source of this 246-nucleotide messenger RNA. RefSeq lists its product as uncharacterized. The transcript is spliced from 2 exons. Bases 1 to 246 code for a protein of 81 amino acids. The record is from RefSeq and is a predicted model, not a curated record. Lineage: Eukaryota; Fungi; Basidiomycota; Agaricomycetes; Agaricales; Physalacriaceae.
AUGUCUGCCCCACAAACCUCUACCUCCGUUGCUACCCGCUCCAACCAGGGCACCGUCGCUCCCAAGGAAGCUUUGAAGCUUCGCUUGGACCUCAACCUCGAGGUUGAGAUUGCCAUCCAGGCCAAGGUCAACGGCGACAUCACUCUUUCUCUCCUUAAAUGUCUGCUGCGGACCUGGAGAGAUAGGGUCGGAGUGCCGCUGUCGGGUUCAGGUGAGGAUUAUGCCUUCACGUAUCGUUUGGACUGA